Messenger RNA from Klebsormidium nitens, 3314 nucleotides. Lineage: Eukaryota; Viridiplantae; Streptophyta; Klebsormidiophyceae; Klebsormidiales; Klebsormidiaceae. The record is from the annotation of a GenBank genome assembly.
GAAAGAGCUUUCUCAGGGUCAUCUGUGUCAUGGCGAUGCAGCUCUUUAAUAUAGGUUGUGAGGAGGAAGCCAGGUUUUGGCAGCGCUCAGACCGUUGGUCUCUUUGGUGGCACCAUGUCCGUGUUGGCUGCUUCUCGUUUCUCUCUCCGCAGCAGCUGCACAUGCGUCCGCUCUGCUGGGUUGCAGCUCCCCUCCAAAAGAUUCAGCCCCGUACUGCAGACGCCUAGAAUAUCGCCCUCAGAUGCGCAGCAUGCAAGCAGCGUCAGGAAACAGAAAAAUUUAAGCAUGGCGAGCCACCUCUUUCCUGCAGGCCAAAGCUCCAAUGCUCUCUCAUCGAGCCGGGCGUACUCCCGGACAUAUCGAGCACUCAGUUGGUUGGCGCCAGGCAAAGUUGCAGAAAACUCUGGCGGGGUCGGGUGCAGUUCAAACGGCACCGCUGUUGCGAACGGUGCCCCAGGCGAGAACGGCACCUUAGAGGACGACGCCACUGAUCUCGGAUACAAGAUGCCCCCGAAAGAAAUUGCAGAUAUUGUAGACGCCCCACCCACCCCUGCGCUUUCAUUCUCUCCCCAAAGAGACAGGAUUCUGUUCCUUCAAAGGCCCUCUCUUACUCCAAUCUCGGAACUUGCCAGACCGGAGCUCAAGUUGGCUGGGUUUCGCAUCGAUGGGGAAAUUAACGCUCGGUCCAGGAUGGGAUACUACACAAGCAUGUCCAUCUGCGACGUGUCGGAAGAGGGAGUUCGAGGGGAAGAAAGGCCGAUCACUGGGAUCCCGGAAGGCGCAAAGAUAAACUUUACGAGUUGGUCAGAUGACGGCCGCCACUUCUGCUUCACAAUCAGGACGAACAACAUUGACUGCGAGGGGAACGAGGAGCGGAGCGGGUUGUCGCUCUGGGUGGCGGAUUUGACCACUCUCGAGGCGCGGGAGCUGCUACCACCUACAACAGCUGUCCUGAAUACCGUAUUUUUGUCGUAUUCAUGGGUGGACGACAACACGUUGAUUGUUGCGACCAUCCCGUCGAACCGGGGCCCGCCACCAAAAAGGAAGCUGGCGCCCUCGGGACCCGUCAUCCAAUCAAAUGAGACUGGCAAGGUGUCCCAGGCCCGCACAUAUCCCGACCUCCUGAAAGACACCCACGACGAGGACCUCUUCGACUACUACGCCACCUCCCAACUCCACGUCCUCGACCUUUCCGGCAACAUUCAACCCAUCGGCGUUCCCCGCCUUUACACCUCCAUCGAUGUUUCUCCCGACGGCAAGUUCAUGCUCAUAACCUAUGUCGAGCGGCCGUACUCAUAUGUGGUCCCCUGCGGGCGGUUCCCUCUCACGGUGGAAGUGUGGCGCGCGAGCGGGAGCGCGGCAGGCGAGAAAGUGCGCGACGUCGUGCGGUUGCCACUCGCGGAGGAUAUUCCGAUUACGUUCAACAGUGUUAGGAAAGGCCGGCGAGGGAUCAACUGGCGGGAGGAUAAGCCGGCCACGCUCUACUGGGCCGAGACGCAGGACGGCGGCGACGCAAAGGUGGAGGCGUCUCCCCGCGACAUCGUGUACACGGCGCCCGCAGAGGACGACGGGUCCGAGCCCGCGGUGCUGGCGAAGACGGAGCAGCGAUACGGAGGGAUCCAGUGGCAGCGGGAUGACCAGGCACUGCUGUACGAGAGCUGGUACAAGACACGCAACACGAGGACAUGGAUCUUUUCUCCGGGCGACUCCUCGGCCUCGCCCCGCCUCCUCUUCGACCGGUCGUGGGAGGACGUCUACUCGGACCCGGGCAGCCCCUUCUCCCGGCGGACCGCCCUGGGCAGCGGCGUGCUGGCCGAAGUACGGGGGGGCAAGGCAGCGCACCCCCGGUUACUGUUCUCGGGAACAGGGGCCACGCCGGAUGGUGAUCGGCCGUUUUUGGACCUGUUCGAUCUGGAGACGAAGGAGGCGGAGCGCGUGUGGCAGUGCGGCAAGGACGAGUACUUCGAGAGCGUGGUGGCGCUCAUGUCCGACAAGCAGCCCGAGUUGGUAGAGGGCCGGCAGUUAGGCGACCUGGAGCCGUUCCAGCUGGAGGAGAUGCGCUUCCUCAUGUCGCGGGAGUCGCAGACGGAGCCCCCUCAGUACUUCCUCUGGACCGUCAAAACCGACGCGUGGCAGCAGAUCACGAACUUUCCGCACCCCUACCCACAGCUGAAAGGUCUGUCCAAGGAGAUUAUACGAUACCAGCGUAGCGACGGCGUGGAUUUGAUGGGCACGCUGUACCUGCCGCCCGGCUACGAUGCAAAGCGCGACGGGCCGCUGCCGCUCAUCAUGUGGGCCUACCCCAGGGAAUUCAAGAGCAAGGACGCUGCGGGCCAGAUGCGGGGAUCCCCCAACGAGUUCUCCGGGAUCGGUUCCACGUCGGCGCUUCUCUGGUUGGCACGAGGAUACGCUAUUCUCGACGGGCCCACCAUGCCGAUCAUAGGAGAGGGGGACCAGGAAGCGAACGACAAGUACGUCGAGCAGCUGGUUGCGAGCGCGCAGGCCGCUGUUGACGAAGUAGUACGACGAGGGGUAGCGGACCCCGCGCGCAUUGCGGUGGGCGGGCACUCGUACGGCGCGUUCAUGACGGCCAACCUGCUCGCGCACUGCCCGCAGCUGUUCGCGUGCGGCAUCGCGCGCAGCGGGGCCUACAACCGCACGCUCACGCCCUUUGGCUUCCAGGCGGAGGAGCGCACGUUGUGGGAGGCGGCGGAGACGUACAUGACGAUGAGCCCGUUCAUGCAGGCGAACAAGAUCAAGAAGCCGCUGCUGCUCAUCCACGGGGAGGCCGACAACAACACCGGCACCUUCCCCAUGCAGUCGGAGCGCUUCUUCGCCGCCCUCAAGGGCCACGGCGCCAACACGCGGCUGGUUAUUCUGCCGCACGAGAGCCACGGAUACCGCGCACGCGAAAGCAUCAUGCACAUGCUCUGGGAAAUGGACCGCUGGUUGGAGAAGUACUGCGUUGCAACAUCAAAGACGGAAGAGGGGGAAAAGGUGGCGGCAACCGAAGGGGGAGCCCAAGUCGCAGUGGCUGCAGAGGCUGUCGAGAGUGCGCUAGCAGGGCGGAUGAGACUUCUGCCGGAAGGAACGCCCAUCUCGUCGUUGUGAAAGCCUAUUUGUUCGAAUAAUCCGUGGGGGGAUAAGAGAGAGUUGUUGAUUUACAGGCUGAUUGCGGUCAGGGCUCGUUGACACUUCGGUUGGUAGUCGCAGCCAUAGCUUAUUGCGCUAGCAUUUCCCAGGCGGGAAACAUUGUUCAGGCUCCUUCAGAGUCUGCUUGUUCAUUGUAUAGCACAUCGCACCAUCUCUGGCAC